Molecule: messenger RNA, 1018 nt
Organism: Fomitiporia mediterranea MF3/22
Lineage: Eukaryota; Fungi; Basidiomycota; Agaricomycetes; Hymenochaetales; Hymenochaetaceae
Product: rRNA adenine dimethylase
Exons: 5
Coding region: 1-963 (320 amino acids)
Biological process (GO): rRNA methylation
Cellular component (GO): mitochondrial matrix
Molecular function (GO): rRNA (adenine-N6,N6-)-dimethyltransferase activity
Source: RefSeq, a predicted model, not a curated record
AUGCCACGAGCGACUACAGAUCGCUUUUCGCGGGCACAUCAAUCUUCUGCAAAGCAAAGUUCAUCAAAGGCCUCUGGGGAUACAAAUGGAGUCCGAAAUCCGAUUUUCAACACUGAACGAUUUGGUCAGCAUAUCCUUAAGAAUCCACUGGUAGCACAAGCUAUUGUAGAAAAGGCAAAUUUGAGGCCUACAGACAAAGUACUGGAGGUCGGGCCUGGGACGGGUAAUCUGACUGUACGAAUAUUAGAGAAGGCGAAACAUGUUACUGCAGUGGAAAUGGACCCGCGGAUGGCAGCUGAGCUGACGAAGCGUGUGCAGGGAAAACCUGAACAACGCAAGCUCGAAAUCAUGAUUGGCGAUUUCGUCAAGGCAGACCUACCAUACUUCGACGUCUGCAUCUCCAACACUCCCUACCAAAUCUCAUCACCUCUCGUCUUUCGGCUACUAUCACAUCGUCCACUAUGUCGUGUCGCAAUUCUUAUGUUCCAACGAGAGUUUGCGCUUCGGCUUGUCGCUCGGCCGGGGACGGCGUUGUGGUCACGGUUAUCUGCGAACGUCCAGCUUUACUCCAAAGUGGAUCAUAUUAUGAAAGUUGGCAAAAAUAAUUUCAGGCCUGCUCCUCAGGUCGAGUCCUCCGUAGUGCGCAUUGUACCGCUUGACCCACCCCCUCCUGUUCGUUUUGAGGAAUUCGAUGGCCUGAACCGUAUUAUCUUCGGGCGACGGAAUAAGACUGUGCAUGCGACCUUCAUGGCUAGAGGUGUUGUGGAGAUGCUGGAAAAGAAUUGGCGAACAUGGUGUGCGGAGCAAAAUAUUAUUGCUACUGACGACGUUGACAUGAAAUCACGAAUAGAAAAGGUCUUGACGGAGACGGGAUAUACUGAAAAUCGAGCUGCGAAGAUGGAUAUUGAUGAUAUACUAAAGCUCCUCGCUGCAUUCCAUGAUAUUGGUGUACACUUUGCAUAGAAACUGCCUCUUCCAACUUUUUGUAGCAUUCCUGUGUACUCCCCUGUUGUUUCCG